GAUUGCCUGAGUCACAAGAUUUGUAAAUGGUAUAUAUGGAGUUCAUCUGUCCUAACAAUAAACACUUAAGAUGGACAGAUGCAUCGUCGCCGUGGUCACCCUGUGUAUGGUCCUAGUGAUGGUCAGCUGCCAUAGACCACAGAAACCGAACUUCAUUGUGAUGCUAAUGGAUGAUAUGGGAUGGGGCGACCUGGGAGUGUUUGGAGAACCAAACAAAGAAACACCAAACCUCGACAAAAUGGCUGCUGAGGGGAUGCUAUUUCCAGACUUCUACUCUGCAAACCCAAUCUGCUCUCCAUCACGGGCCUCUCUGCUGACAGGACGUCUGCCAAUCAGGAAUGGAUUCUACACAACCAACACCCAUGCUCAUGACUCCUACACCCCUCAGAUCAUUAUGGGAGGCAUUCCAGACUCAGAAAUUCUCUUAUCGGAACUAUUGGGAGAGGCUGGGUACCGUAACAAGAUCGUUGGUAAAUGGCAUUUGGGACACCGCCCCCAGUACCUACCGCUCAAACAUGGCUUCCAUGAGUGGUUUGGUGCCCCCAACUGUCACUUUGGACCCUACGAUGAUAUUAACACACCAAACAUACCUGUCUACAGAGAUGCAGAAAUGUCUGGCAGGUACUACGAGCAGUUUAUCAUAGACAAAAAUACGGGGCUGUCCAACUUAACUCUCAUGUAUCUGGAUGAAGGGGUUAAGUUUAUUCAGAACCAGACUCUCAGAGGUCAGCCAUUUUUCCUGUAUUGGACCCCAGAUGCCACCCAUGAUCCGUUGUAUGUGUCAGAGAAGUUCUACCAGACCAGCAGACGUGGCAGGUACGGAGAUGCAGUGCGGGAACUUGACUAUGCAGUGGGUGAGAUUUUGAAGACACUGAAGCUGCUAGACAUUGAGAAGAACACAUUCGUUUUUUUCACAUCAGACAAUGGAGCAGCAACUUAUGCCAAAACUUCAGCGGGCAGUAAUGGGCCGUUCCUGUGUGGGAAGCAGACAACAUUUGAGGGAGGUGUGAGGGAGCCAGCCAUAGCCUGGUGGCCGGGGACAAUACCAGCAGGACAGGUGUCUCAUCAGGUGGGGUCAACUAUGGAUCUGUACACCACCCUUCUGGACCUGGCUGGCGUCAAGGUCCCAACAGACAGACCUAUAGAUGGCAUCAGCCUGCGCUCUACUCUCGUUAACAACGCUGUAGUCCAGAGACCAGUGUUUUACUACCGCGGGAACGAGCUGAUAGCAGUCAGGCUUGGACAGUACAAAACUCACCUCUGGACGUUUACCAAUCCAAUCGAGGAAUUCAACAGAGGUGUGGACUUUUGUCCUGGGCAGUACAUACAAAAUGUGACGACACAUGACCAAAUUCACCAUGAUCCACCACUACUGUUCCAUCUUGGAAGAGACCCUGGGGAGAAAUACUUCAUCAAAAGCCAUACUGAGGAGUAUAUGAAGGUGUUACCAAUGAUACAGAAGGCCAUAGAUGAGCACAGAAAACACAUGGUACCAGGUGAACCACAGCUCAACAUGUGUGACCGGGCCGUCAUGAACUGGGCUCCCCCUGGAUGUGACAAGGGAGAUAACAAGUGCCUGACAGCCCCUCCCUCGAAACCUCAUCUGUGUAGCUGGCCACAUUGAAGAAAUCAUGAUUGUCACAGAGUAUACAGUUGUAUGUAUUCUCCGAUAAGUAUUUCUAUUAGGAAGAGGGACAACUAUCAGUCUUUGUGUAUGGAAGGGUAACAACCACUAGCAUUUCUGUAUGUAAGAGGACCAACAUCAAGUGUUUAUGGAAGGAACCUUUGACCACCAAAACAAACUGUAUGGUGGGGGACCAACCACCAGUGUUUCUGUAUGGUGGGGACAUUGAACCACCAAAAUUACUAUGGAGGGGGACCAACCACCAUGGUUAUACAGUGUUAUUAACUAUAUAGAGUGGAUUGCAAUGUUUCUGACAUGUUAGUGUUCAAGACCGAUUUUGUCUUUGAUAUCCAGUGUAACAGGGGCUGUGGACAGUCAACUGAUAAAAAAACCAUAACAGUAAAACAGUACACAUUUUAUAGAGUUGUACACGAUUGGAUUUAUUCUCUACACCAUACACAUCACCCAAGUUAUCAACCCCCUCAUUAUUGGACAGUACAUGUACAGAAAACGUGACACAAUACACAUCACACAAGUUAUCAACCACCUCGUUAAUGGACAGUAUAGAGAAUGUGACACAAUACACAUCACACAAGUUAUCAACCACCUCGUUAAUGGACAGUAUAGAGAAUGUGACACAAUACACAUCACACAAGUUAUCAACCACCUCGUUAAUGGACAGUAUAGAGAAUGUGACACAAUACACAUCACACAAGUUAUCAACCACCUCGUUAAUGGACAGUAUAGAGAAUGUGACACAAUACACAUCACACAAGUUAUCAACCACCUCGUUAAUGGACAGUAUAGAGAAUGUGACACAAUACACAUCACACAAGUUAUCAACCACCUCGUUAAUGGACAGUAUAGAGAAUGUGACACAAUACACAUCACACAAGUUAUCAACCACCUCGUUAAUGGACAGUAUAGAGAAUGUGACACAAUACACAUCACACAAGUUAUCAACCACCUCGUUAAUGGACAGUAUAGAGAAUGUGACACAAUACACAUCACACAAGUUAUCAACCACCUCGUUAAUGGACAGUAUAGAGAAUGUGACACAAUACACAUCACACAAGUUAUCAACCACCUCGUUAAUGGACAGUAUAGAGAAUGUGACACAAUACACAUCACACAAGUUAUCAACCACCUCGUUAAUGGACAGUAUAGAGAAUGUGACACAAUACACAUCACACAAGUUAUCAACCACCUCGUUAAUGGACAGUAUAGAGAAUGUGACACAAUACACAUCACACAAGUUAUCAACCACCUCGUUAAUGGACAGUAUAGAGAAUGUGACACAAUACACAUCACACAAGUUAUCAACCACCUCGUUAAUGGACAGUAUAGAGAAUGUGACACAAUACACAUCACACAAGUUAUCAACCACCUCGUUAAUGGACAGUAUAGAGAAUGUGACACAAUACACAUCACACAAGUUAUCAACCACCUCGUUAAUGGACAGUAUAGAGAAUGUGACACAAUACACAUCACACAAGUUAUCAACCACCUCGUUAAUGGACAGUAUAGAGAAUGUGACACAAUACACAUCACACAAGUUAUCAACCACCUCGUUAAUGGACAGUAUAGAGAAUGUGACACAAUACACAUCACACAAGUUAUCAACCACCUCGUUAAUGGACAGUAUAGAGAAUGUGACACAAUACACAUCACACAAGUUAUCAACCACCUCGUUAAUGGACAGUAUAGAGAAUGUGACACAAUACACAUCACACAAGUUAUCAACCACCUCGUUAAUGGACAGUAUAGAGAAUGUGACACAAUACACAUCACACAAGUUAUCAACCACCUCGUUAAUGGACAGUAUAGAGAAUGUGACACAAUACACAUCACACAAGUUAUCAACCACCACCUUAAUGGACAGUAUAGAGAAUGUGACAAGACUUCAAUGAAGUAUGAAGUACAACAAUGUGUUGUAUGUGUUACAUAUAUUGUUGUACAUUGAUAAGUUAAAAGUGUUCUCUCCCAUAAAAUAGUCACAUAAAUUACUCCCAAUUAUCAGCCAACUUCAAAAACAACACAAACAUUUCCUUUCCAGAAAAUAGAAUUUCUUUAAUGUCCAUUCAGGAUGCUUACUUUUAACAUAUUCAUUCUUUGCCAUCUUCCAUUCCACAGUUACUGAAACAGAAACUAAAUCACUCUCCAUAUAUAUAUAACAUGUAUCAAACUUAGGUGGUAUAUUUAUUGGCAAAGAAAACCGUUUUAAGAUACAAUGAGCAUUUUAUUUGACUACCAGUGUCAUGGUGUUAUAUAACUUGUUUUGACAAUGUUUUUCUCUCCUAAACUUCAACGGUAUAAAGGUAGACAUACUCUGUAUGUCAGUCGGGUCAUUCUUCCUACUUAAUCAUUACAAUCUACUUACUAUGGCAGUUUCUCUCUCAGAGUAACUGUUGAAUGUCAAACAGAAAAAGUUCUUAUCGAUAUACAUAUAGUUUUAAACUAUCUUUAUAUCAAUUAUGGUGGGAAAUUCUCCUAUCUAUAAGAAAAUCAAUGUAUAUAUCACAUCAGACUUGCUAAAUUGGCAAUAAAGUUUUCAAUCUUGUAUAAUGAUUCUUAAUAUUAAUAAUUUCAAUAAUUUUGAUAUGCAUGUUGCAGAAAAGGGAAUUAAGGCCUUUUUUUAACCUUAUUAUCAAAUAACAUCUUAUUGUAUUUCUGAAUUGUAAUCACAGACAUGUUACAAAUGCUUUUUUGAAAAUCAAUUUACAUAAUUACUGGUAUAUGGAGGUCACUUGAUUUUCUGAAUUCUUCAUCACAGUUAAAGUCAAGAUGAAACUGUCACAAAUUAUAUUUUCAGAGCUAAGGGAUCAUCUGUUUAUACAUAAAUAAAUUUAUUUUUCU
Messenger RNA from Mizuhopecten yessoensis (Yesso scallop), 4480 nucleotides. RefSeq names its product N-acetylgalactosamine-6-sulfatase-like. The transcript is spliced from 14 exons. The coding region runs from base 71 to 1624 and encodes 517 amino acids. Lineage: Eukaryota; Metazoa; Mollusca; Bivalvia; Pectinida; Pectinidae. Gene Ontology annotation, molecular function: arylsulfatase activity. The record is from RefSeq and is a predicted model, not a curated record.